This is a messenger RNA of Volvox carteri f. nagariensis, 1425 nucleotides long. RefSeq lists its product as uncharacterized. The transcript is spliced from 12 exons. NCBI's taxonomy places the organism in Eukaryota, Viridiplantae, Chlorophyta, Chlorophyceae, Chlamydomonadales, Volvocaceae. The annotation marks the transcript as partial. The record is from RefSeq and is a predicted model, not a curated record.
AUGAAAGGCGAGAAGGCAAAGAUGGCCACCAGCAGAAGCGCUGUCAGGCGCAUUGACAUGGUCGGGCUGACCGAUAUUUUCAGCAUCCAGCGCAUAACGGAAGUCUGCGCUCAGCAGGUGGUGGCUCGCGAGCUGGUGGAGCUGGGGUACCGGGACGUGGUGCCGUCCAAGGCGGGAGUGGAGUUCAGAGGUCGCCGGGUGUCGGACGGCUACGCGGCCAACUUGUGGCUCCGCAGUGCCAUCCGAGUGCUGGUGCUGUUGGCGGAGGGGCAGCUGGGGACCGACCCACGGGGCGGUGUGCGUGGCGGCCAGGCGUUGUAUGACAUGGUGUACGACGCGGCGCCGUGGCACGAGAUCGUACCCCCGGGUUGCACCUUCAGUGUGGAGCCGCGGCUCUGGAGCUGCACCGACAUCUUUUCCACUCGCUUGGUUUGGUCACGUGUCAAGGACGCUGUUUGCGACAACAUCCGGCGCUACGGACGUGAGAAGCCCCUGCCGCCUGCCAGAGGUCAAGUGGCGGAUGUGCCCGUGUACGUGUCAUGCUACCGAGACCACGUGCGUGUGUUUCGUGACAUGAGCGGCACGUCAUUGCACAGACGAGGCUAUCGGGACGUGAUGCACCGAGCGGCCCUCAACGAGGCGGCUGCGGCGGGUGUGCUGACGUUGAGUGGCUGGAAGGAGGCAGUGGAUGAUGCGGGGGGGAACGGGGAAGGCCUCAUCUUGGCUGACCCGAUGUGCGGCUCCGGAACCAUCCUGAUAGAGGCAGCUCUCAUGGCCCGGGACAUAGCACCGGGGUUCAUGCGGUCGCUGCUGCUGGAUGAUGCGCCGCCAACGCCAUCAGCAGCUGCGGUUGGAGUCGGCCUUGGAGGCGGUGGUCCUGGCCGGGGUGUCGGCCGGCGGCACGCGGCAUUGGCGCCUGCAGCGUGGCCUUUCCAGCGCUGGGGCGACUACGACUCGAGAGUGUGGAGUGAGGCGGUGGAGACGGCCCGGGAUCGAGUUCGACCUCCCUGGAGGGGUCGCCUGCUUGGGGUGGAUGUACACGAGGGCGCCCUGAGCCUCGCUGUACGGCAGGCGAAAAAGGCCGGCGUAUACAACAUGUUGGAGCUCACCCACGGCGAUUGCGGAACUGUCGUACCGGCAGCCACACCCCAUCUGGAGGCCUUCCUUGCCGCCGCUUGGCGGAGUCUGGACGGCUUCUUAUACCGGCAGUGUCCAGGCGCUUCUGCCACAGUGCUAUCCGGCAAUGCCUCGACGUACCGCUACUUGAAGCUCAGGCCCCAGUCCAAGAACCGACUGGUACUCAGCGGCGUGGAGGUGCAGGUCGCAAGUUACAAGAUCAGAGACAGCGCCAGCCGCAACGUCCCGUCAUCGUCGGCUGCCGAGCUGUCCACCACCGUCGCCACCGCCGAAGACGCGCGCCCUUCA